AUGUAGCUCACUAGUUCAGUAGCUUUUUUCGGUGAGACGCUGACCAAUCGCAAAGAAAACCGCAUAAUGCUACGAUUCCUCAACACAGGUAACAGAUCGCCACCGGGCCUCCGCCUAAUCGGGCUGAGCCGGCGGUGGUUCUCUGCCAAUACGACGGUGAUGAGCUUCGGCGACGGCUCCCAAGGUGCCCUCGGCCUCGCCGAUUCCACAAUUGGCGUCGCCUCCGACGCCUACGAACCCACUCCCAUCCCAUCCCUUCCGCCCGACGUUUCCAGCGUCGCCGCCGGCCACUACCACUCCCUCGCCGUCACCUCCGGCGGCCAUCUCUGGUCUUGGGGACGCAAUAGCGAAUCACAGCUCGGCCGCCCCCACCUUUCUCCUAGAGAAACAUGGAAUAAACCCCAAAAAGUAGAAGGAUUGAAUCAAGUGAAGAUUAUCAGUGCAUUUGCAUCUGGUGUUAUAUCUGCUGCAAUUGGAGACGACGGCACUUUGUGGGUAUGGGGAAAAUCGAGACGUGGGCAAUUAGGCCUCGGAAAAGACAUCACCGAAGCUAUUUUACCGACGAAAGUCGAUGCACUUCGUGGGCAAGACAUAGUUAAGGUUUCGCUAGGUUGGGGGCAUGCUCUUGCUCUGACUAAAGACGGGAAAUUAUUCGGCUGGGGCUAUUACGCCGAUGGGAGGUUAGGAAAGAUUGGGAAUUUAUCCGAGGCCUCUCCACUUGAUUCGUUUGCUGGUAAGUUAAAAUCGUCAAAUUCGAAUACGAUGAUUGAAUCGGCAGAAAAAUUAGUGUUGGAAGCAAUAGAAAAGGAAAAAGAUAUGCCAAUCAUAUGGCAACCAACUUUAAUCGAAGAAUUGUGCGAUAUCGAAGUUGUGGAUGUGGCAUGUGGGCUCGAUCAUUCGUUAGUGUUAUGCAGUGACGGCACUCUUCUAAGUGGAGGCAGCAAUGUGUACGGCCAAUUAGGCAGAGCAAAACAAGAUUUGGGUUUACACGCUGUCGAUACGAGUCACCUCUCGCCUAUCAGUAUAGCAUCUGGACUCGGUCACUCUUUCGCAAUUUGCAAGAAUAUUCCACUAGACGGACUAAGUGUUGUUACGUGGGGAUGGAAUCAGAAUUCUCAACUUGGGAGAGAAGGUCCGGAGAAUAUUCCCCUUGUAGUAGAAUGUCUUGACGGUGAGAUGCCGAUUUCUGUUUCUGGAGGGAGAGUACAUUCGAUAGCUGUAACGGGUAAGAGAGAGGUUUGGUCUUGGGGUUGCGGUAGAAACGGACGCCUAGGAUUGGGUAGCUCUGUCGAUGAAGUCGAACCUAUGGCGAAUCAGUAUUUAGAGGGCUAUGAAGUUUUGCAAGCCGUUGCAGGUUUUGAUCACAGUCUUGUUCUUGUUGCCGGGUGAUACAUCGUGGGCUCGAGUCGAAUAAAAAAACGGUAUAUUAUCUUCAAAUUUUUUGGUGCUUAUUGAAAUAUUUACUGAAGCAAGUUGUGACUUGCGAUUAACUUAGUGAGUUUAUGAGAGAGAGAGGGAGAAAGAAUCUUGAUUCGGAACGAUGGAUGUGUUCUAUGUUAUCUUGAGAAUCUUAUUGCAGCUGUAAAACUUUCCCUAUUGUGCGUAGAAUUCAUCCACGGACAUC
Messenger RNA from Erythranthe guttata (spotted monkey flower), 1624 nucleotides. It is a transcript of the gene RUG2, whose product is annotated as Regulator of chromosome condensation (RCC1) family protein. The record is from RefSeq and is a predicted model, not a curated record. Lineage: Eukaryota; Viridiplantae; Streptophyta; Magnoliopsida; Lamiales; Phrymaceae.